CCCUCUCAAAACUCUCCUCUGCUUCAGCUCACAGAGAGAGAGAGAGAGAGGUGUGAAGCCGUACGAAGAUGGUUCAACGGUUAACCUACCGCAAAAGGCAUAGCUAUGCCACCAAAUCUAAUCAGCAUCGGGUCGUCAAAACCCCUGGUGGACGCCUUGUGUAUCAGAGCACGAAGAAGAGGGCGAGUGGACCUAAGUGCCCUGUUACUGGCAAGAGAAUCCAAGGGAUUCCUCAUUUGAGACCUGCUGAAUACAAAAGAUCUAGAUUACCUAGGAACCGAAGGACCGUGAACCGUGCUUAUGGUGGAGUGUUGUCCGGAGGUGCUGUAAGGGAAAGGAUCAUUAGAGCCUUUUUGGUUGAAGAACAAAAGAUUGUGAAGAAGGUUCUGAAGAUUCAGAAGACCAAGGAAAAGCAAGCUUCUAAGAGUUGAGCUAAGAAUAUUGCAUAAAGCAUUUACGUGUGUUUGGAUCAAUUUUGGAUACGGCAAUGACAAUGAAACAUGGAUGUGUAGUGUGAGAGUACAAUUUGGUUUUGUAUUUUCUAGGGUUGUUUGAACUUUGAUUAUUUACUACUGUCAAUUUGGUCAACAAGUAUUCUCCUAGGAUUUUGUUUUCCAUAUUGUUUGUUAUGCUGAGUUUGGAUUUUCUUGUAAUACUAGUGGUUCGAUUUCGGUUUUAAAAUUAGAUUUGGAUUUAUAUUUUAAUUUUCAUUCGCUCA
This is a messenger RNA of Cornus florida, 718 nucleotides long. RefSeq names its product large ribosomal subunit protein eL34. Bases 69 to 431 code for a protein of 120 amino acids. The transcript is spliced from 4 exons. Gene Ontology annotation, biological process: ribosome biogenesis; translation. Gene Ontology annotation, molecular function: structural constituent of ribosome. The record is from RefSeq and is a predicted model, not a curated record. Lineage: Eukaryota; Viridiplantae; Streptophyta; Magnoliopsida; Cornales; Cornaceae. Gene Ontology annotation, cellular component: ribosome; cytosolic large ribosomal subunit.